CUCCAUUUCCACCCUCUAAUUACCAAAAACCCUGUCACUCUGCCGAAGCAACAAUGCUUUCCACUCUCCCUUCUUCCGAUCCUCUUCUUCCAAAUCCGUUCUCAGCCGCCGGCUAUGCCAACGGUUGUUUCAGCCUUUGGGACUGCCCGGACCUUUUUACCUGCUCUAAACCAACCAAUAGUCCUAAGCCCGUUACUUCGAGUUCCGGUUCUGAUGACCCAAACCAACCCAACGACGAACCGGACCGGUCCCUUGACGAAAAAGCGGCCAGACCGUACCGUGACAUGGUUAUUGACGAACGGAAGCGCCGGCGCAUGUUAUCGAACCGGGAAUCAGCCCGGAGGUCGCGGAUGCGCAAGCAGAGGCACCUAGAGAACCUACGGAACCAGUUGAACAAGUGUCGGGUCGAAAACCGGGAACUUAACAACCGGUUGCAGUUCAUCGUUCAUCACUUGAACCGGAUCCGAACCGAAAACCAGUGGCUCCGGUCGGAAAGAACCGUGUUGUGGCAAAAACUGUCCGACUUUACUCAAAUCUUGGUUUUCCAAGAAUUGCAUCCUUUGGAUCAUAUUUCUAACAUCCCCUGCAUGGUGGCCAUGCAAUAGUAACCGUCACCACACAAUAAAUUAAGGAUGUCAGAAACAGGUUAAAUUAAUUAUAAAACGGUCAAGCAGGUUAAACAAUCUAAUAAAGACAAGAACAUAUGUUUAAUUAAGGUUGUUUUAUGUAAAUUAUUAUAAAAAAAAUAGAUAAAUAUGAUGAUAAGGGGGUGUGCGUUUUCAUCCCGGUACUAUUUUUGGUAAAAUAGGGACGGUUUUGAAAGGAGCAUAUAUUAUUUUUGCUUUUUCAAAACCCGAAGGGUUAUAUAUUUUUAAACUCUGGGAGUAUAAAUAAUUAUGUGUAAAAUAUUAAACCGUUCUUUUUCUUCUGCUUUUUCUUCGUUUUUUUAGUUUCUUCUAGACUUCUAGUAAUAUGAUGAUGAGUGUGUGUC
Molecule: messenger RNA, 991 nt
Organism: Arachis stenosperma
Lineage: Eukaryota; Viridiplantae; Streptophyta; Magnoliopsida; Fabales; Fabaceae
Product: basic leucine zipper 43-like
Exons: 1
Coding region: 54-605 (183 amino acids)
Biological process (GO): positive regulation of DNA-templated transcription
Cellular component (GO): nucleus
Molecular function (GO): DNA-binding transcription factor activity; transcription cis-regulatory region binding
Source: RefSeq, a predicted model, not a curated record